UUUGGAGUGCUGAUUUUGUUUUUUUACCACGACUUCUACGAAUGUCAUGUCACGAUGAAAUUUUGCAAGCACCUAGAACUUUUGUCGAUGUUUGCACCAAAAAAAUUCGGAACUUUUUGAAACGUUUUCCUUUUUUCUUUUUUGAAUUUUACUGUCCAUCCUUUUGCCUCUUACCACAUGCAUACAGUAUGCCUAAAGAUGGAGUUUUUUGCUUAACCGAGUGGAAGGAAGAGUAGAGCACAUUCCAGAGAACAUCAAAGGAGGCCAAUAACCGAGACUGACUUUAUUUGGCACUGCCCGAAAUACGCUUUUCUGUGGUAUACAAAGCAGGCCCCAAUCAUAUUGCCUUUACUCCAAUAUUGCAUUAGCAUAGCCAACUUUUACCUCCAUUAUUACUUCGCCGUUCCCUUUUGCUUUCCCGUUUGGACACCAUAGUCGCCUGGCUUCUUCUCUUCUCUUCUCCUCUCCUCCCGGUGCGCUCGUUUGUGAUUGGUUGCUGUUAGUCGGAAUCAAUGGUUACUCCCACUCCAUACCAUCUCCUGUCUCCAAGAACCAUCGUCACCAAGAUCAUCAGCAUGAAGCAGCAGGAGCCGGAGCCGCCCAAGAUCAUCCUGCAGCCCCGGCACCGGACCAGCCCGGCGAUGUGGUGCGCCGCCAUCGUCUGCUUCGCCUUCAGCGUCCUCCUCAUCCUCGUCGGCCUGGUGAUCCUCAUCGUCUUCCUGACGGUGAAGCCAAGGACGCCGUCCUUCGACGUCGCCCACGCCGCCCUCAACAGCGUCUACAUCGGCUCGCCCCCGCCCUACUUCAACGGCGACAUGACGCUGACGGCCAACAUCUCCAACCCCAACCACAAGAUCGGCGUCGUGAUCCACUCUGGGGCCAUCGAGCUCUUCUUCCGGGGCAGGCUGGUGUCGGCGCAGGCGCUGCCGUCGUUCGCGCAGCGGCGGGGGCAGUUCACAGUCCUCAACGUCCACAUGCUGUCCAGUCAGGUGGUGCUACCGCCGGAGGUGGCCGUGGAGCUGCUGAACCAGAUGAAGAGCAACAAGAUCCUCUACACCAUCAGAGGGACCUUCAAGGUCCGGGAAAGGUUCUGGUCUUGGCACUACACCUACCGGAUGACUGCCAUUUGUGACCUGGAGCUCACCGCGCCUCCCUCUGGAUUUCUCGUAGAUAGGAGAUGCACAACAUCAACUUGAUUGGUAUCUGGAUGCUCUUUUGAUCUUUUUUUCUUGUAUCAAACUUUAGAGAUGUAUAGCAGUACGAAACUAUUUUGGAUGUAUUUUUUUAUGUGAAGUAAAACCCAAGUAAACCAUUCACAGCAAUCUAAAAAUUAUCACACGAUUCCUCUGUUUAUGUCUGAAAAUCAAACAAACAAGGGCCUGGAAACAUCUACUGGUUACCAAAUUUAGGUAGCUUAAUAACUGAAGAAGAAAAUCAUUGGACACAUUUAUCUGUACCUCCAUUCCCUUAUACAACCUGUAGCAAAAUGACAUUAAGAAAAAAGACCAAUUUCUGAAACAGUUAGGGUAGCAAAAACAACCUGUGAAAGCGAUGCCUGCCCCUGGUUUCUGAAACCAAUUUCUAUCACAACUCCUUUUCUCAUGACUACACUAGAAACAGGAACAAAACAAAUACUCUGCAAAACAUAAGAUUGAAUGCACUCCCUUAGCAAUUCAUUGUACCAGAAAUGUAGUUAUUCAGAAGGACCCCUCCAAGAUCACAUUUAUUAUAGUCCAUUAGUCCUUGUCUAAGCACAACUCAUUCCAGCUCUGUCUUAGCAGACGAGAAGAUUAUACUCUCAUAAAAAAAUGAGAAGUUAUUGAACCUCAAUAAACAAUCUCAAGCUUAAGCUACUAUUGUUGGUUUGAUCUGACGGCUCAACAGGCCAUUAGAUCUGAUAGCCUAACAGGAAAAAAAAAAGGGACAAAGAUUAACAUUAAGAAAAAAGACCCAAGCACCAACGUGCAUAUGCCUCGAUCUAACUAACGGGCCCUGAUCGGGGGCGCCCAAAACCAACUCAGGUUUGGGUCCCUGUCGCCAGCGCUACAUAUAAGGGAAGGGGAGCUUCGGACUCGUGCGCAUGACAAGUUCGCGUACGAUCUCUAGCUCCCCAAAAUUCCAUCACCCUAAUCCGAUCUGGGGGAAUGCUGUAGCGUCAGGAAGACCUAACCCAGCUGCCGCUGCCCUCUCCGGGCAGUGCCGGUGGCGUCCUGAGGGGAUCAGGACGUCCAGGAGAUAGACUACGACCUCUACAUCGUCCAUCAAUCUCGCCUGCAACGAGCAGGCGAUCAUGUCGACUUCUGUGACAUGUAAAGGAUCUCUAAACCCCUCUGUUCAUGUUAUAUUGGGUGAUCUAGAUGCAAUCAAAUUAUGUGUAUGACAUCCUAGUGAUGCAUUAGUUCCAACAACUAUACCUUGCACCCUGUAGUGCUUCCAAGUGCCAGACCAAAUAGUUAGCACACUAUUCAUACGUAGGAUCGAAGAAACAGCUUCGACCUUCCAGCCUGCUUGAUUCAUGGCAUCCUGAGUGAUUUUGCUAUUCCAGUUGAUUUUUCAUCUUUCUGUUAGCACUUUGGUAUCAGCAGUUUUUUUAAUAACUCUUUGGUAUCAGCAUGUUGGUUCCCACAGUAUAUGUAUUGGCUGUGAUUUUGCUAUUCGGUUUUUCUUUCAUCGUUCUGUCAGAGAAUUUGUAUCAGCUGGUUUGUUCCAAGUAUGUGUUGGCCGUACUUUUAUGGUUUGUAAUUCUGUACGCAUCGUGGAUGGGGAGCUAGCACUUCUUUUGUGGGUGCAUCAGCUUGAUACGCUUGCAAAGAUUCAGUAAGAGGCCUCCAUUUCAAAGAAAGAACUGUCUGAUUGAUCAAUAUGCCACAAAAUGAAGGGCACAGAACAUGAAUAUAUAGAAGAUUAAUCAUGGAUGCAGAAGCCAGGAGUUAGAACUUCUUUGUUGGGCACAUCAGCUUGAUAUGUUUGCAAAGAUUCAAUAGAAGAAUUCCAUUUCACAAAAGAACUGCCUGAUCAAUCAGUAUGCCGCAAAAUGGAAGGCGCAAAACAUGAAAUAGAUCACAGGUAUUUAGGAACAUGAAACUUUUAUUGAUCUCAAGUGUUUUACUCUAAACUUCCUGAUGAAACAGUACACCACUCAUACACGGACCCAUCGAAAUCGAGUCCUGAAAUUGUUGGUCCAUCUAAAA
Molecule: messenger RNA, 3191 nt
Organism: Aegilops tauschii subsp. strangulata
Lineage: Eukaryota; Viridiplantae; Streptophyta; Magnoliopsida; Poales; Poaceae
Product: NDR1/HIN1-like protein 26
Biological process (GO): defense response to other organism
Cellular component (GO): plasma membrane
Source: RefSeq, a predicted model, not a curated record